Drosophila obscura is the source of this 5310-nucleotide messenger RNA. RefSeq lists its product as uncharacterized. Gene Ontology annotation, molecular function: nucleic acid binding; zinc ion binding. NCBI's taxonomy places the organism in Eukaryota, Metazoa, Arthropoda, Insecta, Diptera, Drosophilidae. The transcript is spliced from 2 exons. Bases 1 to 5310 code for a protein of 1769 amino acids. Gene Ontology annotation, biological process: DNA integration. The record is from RefSeq and is a predicted model, not a curated record.
AUGCCUUCUGGUGGAAAGAGAGUCAGCAAAAAACUAAAGCGUGUAAGCUCGCAGAGUGACGCCAAGCCGCCCAGCACUUCCGCAGCAGUUACUACACCCACUUCGUCGCGUUCGCCCUCACGCCCGCAAGGUCCGACCACUUCCAAGGUCUGCCCCUCCAUAUUCGACACCCUCUUGUGUCCCUCACCAUCCACGUGCACGGUUCCAGGAACAAUGGCCCAAUCUGCCGCCAGCUCUGCACGGUCUAGGUUUGUUUUGGCUACAGGCCGGCUCACUCACUUUGACCAGAAACUUAAUGCUCCUGAUGCGCGCACCCCAACCAUCUCUCUUUCUCAAGUCCGCCGGGAACAGAUCCGAGGCAUGUGGUUGGAGGUCGAAUCGGAGUAUCGAGCCUGUUCUGCACUUCUAGCAACAGAGGAUCCGGAUGGUCAAGUUGAGGUCCAAGACAUAUACGAUGAAUGUUACGCGGUGUACGAGCAAAGUUUAGCUGAACUCAACGACCAUCUUCAGCCCCCAACUGUCAUUCCGACCGCGCAACCAGCCGUCCAGGUGCAAAUGUCCAACGGUUGCCGCCUUCCCCCAUGCGACACGGAGGUUUUCAGUGGAGACUACCAGCAGUGGCCCACGUUCCGAGACCUAUUCACCGCCAUCUACAUAAACAACGCCAGGUUGACUCCGGUGGAGAAAUUAUACCACCUCAACCAGAAAACGAGCGGUGAAGCCGCUCUGCCUGGAACCACCUUCGAGCUCCAGAGGUCUGUCCACAAGUGCCUCACGACCCUUCAGCACUCCGAGGUGUCCACCGACAGCUGCUUUGCAGAUGGCGUGCUGGUGUACCUCAUUACCGCGAAGUUACCAAAGGCGACCGUGGAGCUUUGGGAACAAUCGGUUCCGAAUAAAUUCGAGGUUCCGACUUGGCGCGCCAUGAACAAGUUCUUAGAGGAGAGAUACCUCUCUCUCGAGGCGACCGAGGACGGUCAUCCAGGCAUCGAGCCGCACUACAAUUCCCGUACGAGCCUUCCCACUCCUGCACCUCGACGAGUGAACUCCUUUGAGGGGAGAAUCUCCAACAAGGCGCGCACUUGCGACCUCUGUUCCAGGAGCUACCAUCCUGUGCGAUCAUGCCCAGAAUUUCUUCGCCUGACCGUACAGGAACGGUCAAGCUACAUUCAGCAGAAACAACUCUGCUUAAACUGCUUCGCGCGAGGACACCAACUCCGGGACUGCACCAGCGCGUACAACUGCAGUACGUGCAGUGGACGACACCACACCCUCCUUCAUCGGGGCGAGCAGACUCCGAGUGGCUCCAACGAUGCUCCCAGUCCUCACACCACACAAGCCCCUACCACCAUACAGUCCACUUCCUCUUCUCUUCCUUCGUCCAACGACUCAGCCCGUGUCCAGAGCUAUUGCGCUACAAAUGUACACCAGGUGCUACUGGGCACAGCAAUAGUGGACAUUUGUCAUGCCGGCACAAGAUACAAGGCUAGAGCCCUGAUCGACUCCGGAUCUGAGGCCACCUUUAUUACUGAGCGGAUGUUCAAAAUCAUUCGGCCCACCUUCCAAGCCGUCCAGGCUCAAGUCUCUGGUUUGAGUCAAACGGUAGCGGCCAAGGCCCAGAAACUCUGCCACUUCACGAUCGGCUCCGCCUUAAGGCCCGGCCUCCAGGUUGAGACCACGGCGUACGUUCUUCCGCAAUUGGCGGGUAACCUCCCGUCAUACCCGGUACCGCAGAACUACAUGACAGACCUUCCUAAACUCCAUUUAGCGGAUCCCUCCGUUCAUCGCAGCGCGCAGAUAGACGUGCUCAUAGGCGCUGAUAUCCUUCCAUCCAUCCUUUUAAGCGGCUUCCGGUCCAACAUUUGUGGCUCGCUCUUGGGCCAAGAGACUAUCUUCGGAUGGGUCCUAUCCGGUCCUGUCGCAGCUGACUCGUCUCGAAUCAUCUCUUCCUUCACCACGAAGAUCUCGGUCAGCUCUGACGUCCGACUCGAGAAACUUCUCACAAGGUUUUGGGAGGUGGAGGACCUUCCAGGGAGACCUACGAGCGAGUCAGACUCCAUUUGCGAGGAAAAUUUUCUCCAGACCACGCAGCGAGCUCCCGACGGGAGAUACAUCGUCACUCUUCCAUUCAAAUGUCCGGAAAAGAUAGACUUGGGCUACUCGAGGCCUUCGGCCCACGCCCAGUUUCUGAGAAACGAGCAGCGUCUGCAGCGAAACUUGCCUCUCAAGAAGCAGUACGACGAUGUCAUUCACGAGUAUUUAGAGCUAGGCCACAUGAAACAGGUUCCACCUAGUCAUGACUCCGGCCACUUCUAUCUUCCACACCAUGCCGUUUUCAAGCCAGAAAGCACAACGACCAAGGUGCGCGUGGUCUUCAACGCGUCCAGCCCGUCCUCGAACGGAAGAAGCCUUAAUGACGUAUUGCAUUCAGGGCCAGUCCUUCAGUCCGACUUGACCACGCAAAUCCUUAAGUGGCGCGUAUUCCGUUACGUUUUCAACGCCGACAUCAAUAAGAUGUAUCGGCAGAUCCUCGUGGCGCCACAACACACUCCCUACCAACGGAUAAUCUUUCGCAAUCCUGACGGGGACGUUUGCGACUAUGAACUCGAUACGGUCACCUUCGGAGUCAACUGCGCGCCAUAUCUCGCCAUUCGCGUCCUAAGGCAACUUGCACAUGAAGUGCAUCCUCGGUUCCCAAUGGCAAGCGACAUCCUGGCCAAUUACAUGUACGUAGACGACGUUCUAGCUGGUGCACAUACCCAGCCUCAGGCAAUUUCCGCCAUCGCCGAGUUGCGAGAAGCACUCGAUUCCGCCGGCUUUCCACUCCGAAAAUGGACCGCAAAUCAGAAGGGCGUGCUGAGCGACAUCCCUCGCGAGCACUUACUGCGAGCUGAUUUCCUCGAGCUCGAAGAAAGCAGUAUCGCAAAGACCUUGGGUAUCCGAUGGCAAGCGAGUGCCGACGAGUUUUUCUUUGUCCCUCCCGAAUUAAUCCAUCGGGAAUCCUGCACGAAACGCAAUGUGUUGUCCCAGAUUGCGAAGCUGUUUGAUCCAGCGGGAUGGCUUGCCCCCUUUGUCAUCCAAGCUAAGAUGUUCAUGCAGGAGGUGUGGUUACGAGAGUUAGGUUGGGACGAGGACCUUCCUGGCGAUCUGCGUCAAACGUGGGAGACCUUCCUGCAGAGUUUUCCGGCCAUCCAGCAGAUCCACAUACCAAGGUGGAUCCACGUCUGUCCGACUGCCAAGGUGCAGAUUCAUGGCUUCUGCGACGCGUCUCAGCGUGCCUAUGGUGCGGCGAUCUACGUCCGAGUGGAGCGGCCGAAUGGCAUAUUCUGCUCUCUCCUGACAGCUAAGACUCGCGUGGCCCCCGUGAGGACGAUAUCCUUGCCUCGACUUGAGCUGUGCGGAGCGGUUCUUCUGGCAGAAUUGUCCGCUGCCAUCCUUCCACAGAUGCCGCUAGACAGUAGCCAGGUAUCCUUCUGGACCGACUCUACCAUUGUGCUGGCCUGGCUGCACAAACCAGCGUGCGAAUGGACCACGUUCGUGGGCAAUCGAGUCGCCAAGAUAGCGCGCUGCAACUCCGGCGAGCUGUGGAGUCAUGUUCGAUCGGAAGACAAUCCUGCCGACCUAGCCAGCCGAGGUAUAGGACCCAUCGACCUCGCGGGGAACGACAUGUGGUGGCAUGGUCCUGCGUGGCUGCGUCUUCCGCAGUCACAGUGGCCGUGUCCACUGGACCCAUUCCCGGAGACUGACUUGGAGAAGCGAGCAGUCAAGGUGCUGCAUACAAGUAGCACAUCCUCUGACAUCCUCAGCCGAUUCUCGGAUCUCGGGCGAGCUUUGCGCGUGCUUACCUAUGUGCAGCGAUUCAUCCAACGAUGCAGAGGAGGGUCAGUCCACAAUUCCAACGAGGUAAGCGGGGCAGAGAUAGCGGCCGCACUGCAAGCCGUUACCAUCGCAACGCAGGGCAUGCACUAUGCGGACGAACAUCGGUGCCUUACAACCAAACGUCCUCUCCCUGCAUCGAGUUCCCUACGGAAUCUCAAUCCAUUCAUUGACCAGAACGGUGUCAUGCGAGCAUGUGGCCGAGUCCAAGCCUCCGCUUCCAUGUCCUACAACGAGAAACAUCCAAUCCUACUGCCACCCGCAUCCCUCCUCGUUCGCCUGCUGGUGCGCUUCACUCAUCACAUAGUCCUCCAUGGUGGGAACCAGCUGGUCAUUCGCCUUCUCCGUGCAACUUACUGGAUCCCUCGACUACGUCACGUAGUGAAGGCGGUGAUCCAAUCCUGUAAGGUAUGCGUAAUCCAUCGCAAGCGACUCCAGACCCAGUUAAUGGGGGACCUCCCGUCCACAAGAGUCACAUUCUCCAGACCAUUCACAUACACCGGAGUCGACUUUGCCGGUCCCUUCGACGUCAAGAGCUUCAUCGGGCGCGCAUGCCGCAUAACCAAAGGUUAUGUGUGCGUGUUCGUGUGUUUCACCACGAAAGCCAUCCACCUAGAGGCCACUUCCGACCUAUCCACUGACACCUUCCUAGCCGCUUUCGCUCGUUUUGUCGCGAGACGAGGGUGUCCUCACGAGGUCCAAUCCGACAACGGCAGGAAUUUCGUCGGCGCAUCUCGUGCUCUGGCUGUAGAUCUUCUCGAAGCCAUCCGAACGCGGACUUCUGCGGUAUACAGUCAGCAGGGCUUAUCGUGGCGGUUCAUCCCUCCGGGAGCCCCACACAUGGGUGGCCUUUGGGAAGCAGGCGUGAAGAGUUUCAAGACUCUGUUCCAACGGUCGAUGUGUACAGCCAAAUAUACACUGGAGGAGUUCGCCACCUUACUCUCCAAAAUUGAGGCCUGCCUUAACUCUCGACCGAUCUCUCCUAUGUCCGAGGACCCGAAUGACCCGCUAGCUCUAAGCCCAGGUCACUUCCUGAUCGGCGGGCCGCUACUCUCCGUGGCGGAGCCUGAAAUAAAAGAGAGCGCCUCCUCCAUCCUGAACCGCUGGCAACAUCUCCAGGCUCUAAACCAGCAAUUCUGUUCGCGCUGGAAGACGGAGUACCUACGAGAGUUGCACAAGCGAACCAAAUGGCAGCAUCCAACAAGAGACCUAGAGGUGGGAGACCUCGUUGUUAUCAAGGAGGAUAACAUCCCCUCUCACGAAUGGCGUCUCGGACGGGUACAAAAAACGUACCCUGGGCCCGAUGAUAAGGUCCGUGUGAUAGACCUUAACACUGUCCGAGGCCUUAUCAAAAGACCGAUUACUAAGGUCGUCCUGCUGCCUAUGGAGUCGGAGAUCCAGUCCACCUACUCCCGCGUACUACCCGAUCCAUAA